UUUACUACCCACCUACAAAGAGGACCAUUAUGGCAAAAAAACUAGGUAGUGCGGACCAACUCGGCAUCGCGGAACACGGACCCGAUCCGUUGGACCCAACGGCAGCGCUUCCGCUGCCGAAAGUGGACCACGGCUUGGUCCAGAGGCCAAAUCCCGAUUAAAGUAGAACUUCAACCCCAGGCCUACAGGUGACAUCCCUUUGCCCCUGUCUACGGCGGUCUGCUUCUGCAGGUCCAUUACAUGCUGUAAAGAAGAAGAAAAAUCCUUCGGCGGCGUCUGUCAAUGCCUUGACAUAUUGCGAUAUCGUUCGGUGGUAGCUUGGAAAUCGAAGAAACUUCGGCGGCAAACACGCUCUGAGGUCACACCUUCUCGUCAAUGACCACCAAAGAAAUCAUCACAGUUAUGACCUGAUGCAUAUUGCGAUGGGAAUCUGCACCGACCUGUCGAUAGAAGUCCCAAUGCCUGAUCUCAUGUGCGGUUCCCUUCGUAAAUUUGCCACCCAGCCGUCAGCCCCAAGUGAUUGUUCCGCUCCAGCAACGGCAUGACCCAGCAAGCCUAUGCCAGAUUUGAUGUCUCUCCUCCCCAUCAUACAGGAACCUCAGGAGAUUCAUUGACGAGGAUAUCGUUUUACUAUCUCAAGUAAAACUGGCAUGAGGCGCGAUCAGCCCCAGCAACAAGUGCAAGUGUGGCCAGGUCUCCGAUUUCGUCCAACAUGUCCUGAAACUCUUAGUCGGCUCGACGCCAUCUUAUCUCUCGAGUCUUUCCGAUCGCUUGAGUACUUACUUCAUCCUCGUGCCUCUUGUUGCAAAUGGCCGCAGCCAGCAUGCUCAUUGAACACGGAAAAAAAAGCAAUAUUCCAAGUUCCCGAAGCACGACCCCGUUGCAACUGUUGCCAGCCUACCCCCGUUGCAUUUUUCUUUCGUUGGCGCCGACAGUUCACUCCAUCACAACGCGCCAUGGCUUCAACAAUCAAUUCCUGGGCUGCAUUCGCCUGACGUUGCCGUCAUCUUUGACACUGCCCGCCACAGAGGUUGAAUUGAUGGCAAAGGGGCCCGCAAUUGGAAGCAAAGCUCAAUGGCAUUGGACGGAACUUGAGUUGGUGGAGGAAAUGACGGACAUUUGCCGAUAUGUUUGUUGAUAGGGAGUCAACAGCGACUUGGAUCCGUUGUUGAAGCUAUGUGGAAGAGCAAGCGAGGUUCCACGGAUGUUUCCGAAAACAUCACCUCUUGACGUGGCGUCAGCUGGCUAAAAAUCCUCAGCGGACAGCGAGCGGGAUUGGGUGUCGGUUUCGACCCAGGAGAGUACUUGCCCAAGCUCCCGACGCACCAACCCGCGCGGCAGCUCCAUCAAAACGAGUACGAAGUACGUACUGCAGAGGUACCUUGCUUUGGAAAUCCACUAUACAUUGCGUGGGCGCCCAGGUGGGCAGGUAAAAUGUACCUAGGCAGGUAGGUAAUUACAGAUAGGUGCAGUAGAGUGCAUUUCCGGUGCCGACCAACCAGGACCAAGGGGAAAUCAGAACAGGCCCCUCCUCUCGCUACUAAUACACGGACGUCAUGCGGGAAGUUGCCUCUCGUCUCGUGCAACUCACUCACGUAGGCCUCCAGACAUCCUACAUUCGAAUCCUGCCACAGCUUCCUCAGCUACCAAGUUCUCAAACGUUGCCCGUCGUCGCAUUGCCGAACACACCGAUUGAUUUGAGUACACGAUCAGCGCAGCUUGAUUACGCGUGCCUCGGCAGCUACAUGUUUGCUUCCUGACCCAUCUUCUGGCCAUUCCAUAAGCCAUCAUGGCUGUGAGAGAUGGCGGCGUCUCAUACUACCCGACGAACAGCCUGAUUUCCAAGAAAUCACCGAAGCACUACCGCAUCCCUGUUCGAUCCCAACACUGGCAACUGCGAUCGCUCAUCAGCGCGGAGAAGCAGAAUCUCGUUUACUUUCCCGGGGGCGCUGGUAGCAACCACAUCCAACGGCUUAACACUACGACCAGAGAAUGCGAAACCGUCAGGUUUCUCUCCUUUUCGCCACGAUGCCUGGUCUCCGAAAAUGGCUGGGUGUGCUGUGGGGGAGAGACGGGCGAGUUCACGGCGAUUCAAACAGACAGCGCCGGCGACGAUGAUACCAACCUUGAUCUCCCACUCAAUCUAGAACCCGACGCUCGACUGCCCCUCGGGCUCGACUCCGACUCUGUUCGACCCGAAGACAAUGUCUUGUCCCUCCUCAGCCAAUCGCGGCGGACGAAUAUGAGCAGCAGAAUUAACAAGAGCGUCAUUGCCAAGAGCCAGAAGCUGGCGCGCGACCGCGUCAACUGUAUAACAAUGUGGUUUCCGCCAGCCGCCGGUCCGAUGCAUCAUGGUGCCUACGCCGAGCCUGCUGCUGUUCUUGCCAACAACGAUAAGACGGUUGUCCUGGUUGGGUUGCGCGACUUUGAAAGUCAGGAGAAGGUCGAGCCGUUGGAUGUCGUAACGUACCCGGAUUAUGUCAACCGCGCCAUCAUCUCACCCGACGGCCGUCUUCUAGUAGCAAUCCUUGACGACCCGUUCUUGUACAUCCACCACCGUGUGGAGGCAACCAUUGACGAGAACGGUCCAUUUAGGAGCGAGGACAAGAUGGAGUAUCGUUGGGAGCUAUGCGACAAGAUCCUACUCAAGAGCCAGCGCAGAGACGACGGAUCCGACAGCAGAGGGAGUUUUGCAGCAUGUUUCUCCAACACCGGGGCUUACCUGGCCGUGGGGACACAGUACGGCACCAUCUCGGUGUUCGAUGUCGAGAGCCUCACUGACCCUGAUGUCGUCGAUCCCUUGCUGACCUCCUUCACGUCAUCGCGUCCGAUGGCUGGAUCUGGCGCUGUUCGUGACAUGGCCUUCUGCCCCGGCCCGUACGAUCUUCUGGCCUGGACCGAAGACCGCGGCCAUGUUGGCGUUGCAGAUCUAAGAAGCGGCUUCGUGCAGCGUCAAAUCCUAGAUAUUAGUGCGACGGACGACUACGAUCACAUCACCAUCAUCGAUCGGGCCACGAUCGACCCUCGACUGCUCGAGGGUCGCGGCGAACCAAAUGACACACUCUCCUCGAUCCUGCCAGACGCCGCUGAGAUUCGUCGGCGGCGUGGCGACGGUCCAGGCGGUCGCCAUCAUCUGGUCCGUAUGCCCGACGAGACGCGGGUGCUCGAGGCCAUGCAAGAGGAGCGGAGGAGGAGUGAACAGAGAGACCGAAUUUCAGCCCGAAUGGCAGAGCAAGGGACACAGCAAUCGCCUAUGCAAUUUUUUGGAGGGAUGCCCCCCUUAGGAGGGAGAGGUACCCGUAUCGACGCUGAGAUUUUGGCGCGGGCGCGGAACGGCAGCGCGGCACGUAGAGAACAGACUGCCCCGAUGCGGACAACCCGAGAGCGGAUGGCUGUCGAGCCCAGCGAGCCCAGCGACGACGCCAACCAGAACGUAUCCAUGGCCAUUGGCGACCUCUUAGGCAACAUCCGCGACUCGAGAGAACGAGCGCAAGAACGCAUACGCACCGCUCAGCGGCUCAUUCUGCAAUCCAACAGCGACCGGGAGCGCAUGCUGGACCUGGCGAAUCCCUAUGCACCAAGGCGUUCGGCAAACAUACGGCCAGGUGAUACUUCGGAGGCGGCACAGCGCGGAACAGGUGGCCUGCGCAGCCUGACGGCUUCCGGGAGUGGCUGGGCGGAUCUCGAGGCGCUCUACAGCCUUUCGUUUGAGAGCAACAUCCAGGAUCUGCGGCAAGCCGUGAGGGACCGUGGCAUGGAUCGGGAACGCGCUUCGAUACUGCCACUGCUCAACUCGGUUGCGAUUCGUGAUCUGGAAGAGCGCAACAGCCGUCGGCGCGUCGUGCUCGAACACGGGGUGCAUGAGGCUCCCCCUGAGCCCGAUAACACCGCUGGUAUCUCAUGGAGCGAGGAUGGCAGAACUUUGUACGUGGGAGCCGAAAACGGCAUCUACGAGUUUCAAGUCGAUGUCCAGGGCCGCAAAUUCCACCCCAGCUUGACGCUGCGGUAAAGUUUGCGAUGAUUUGAGUUUAUGUGCUGCUUUU
Molecule: messenger RNA, 4043 nt
Organism: Colletotrichum destructivum
Lineage: Eukaryota; Fungi; Ascomycota; Sordariomycetes; Glomerellales; Glomerellaceae
Product: Putative WD40/YVTN repeat-like-containing domain superfamily
Exons: 4
Coding region: 1790-4009 (739 amino acids)
Molecular function (GO): protein binding
Source: RefSeq, a predicted model, not a curated record